Molecule: messenger RNA, 5541 nt
Organism: Esox lucius (northern pike)
Lineage: Eukaryota; Metazoa; Chordata; Actinopteri; Esociformes; Esocidae
Gene: gnl1
Product: guanine nucleotide binding protein-like 1
Exons: 12
Coding region: 718-2577 (619 amino acids)
Molecular function (GO): GTP binding; GTPase activity
Source: RefSeq, a predicted model, not a curated record
GUGUGAGCAUAGGAAAGUUUUAAACAAAAGUAGCAGGUUAAAUGUGGAGUAAUAAACGGGAUUUUGUGUUCAAAUACAAAAGCCACAAUAUUAAGCUAUUUUUAAAAUGCUUUUUCUGGCUUCCCAAUUAAUAGCAUAUUCGGGGGUGAGAUGAGACUGCUCUGCAUGAUGCCAUUAAAUACAGUACUUUGAAACAUGGUCAAACUGUAAAUAAUAACUUCCUUGUAACCCAGAUUAUCAUAGAGUUGAAUGUUACUUAGAGUGGUUCUGAAUGAUACAGAAUUCGCUUCCUUGGCAAAUGUGGUAUCGUUGAGUGCCAGUCAUAACAUCUAAAAGGCUUUAUCAUUUUGAGUGGUUAACUAGAAAUACUUAAAUACCUUUUUCAGCCAGUAGUUAUGUUUUUUUGUGGACUGUACCAUUUUGUAAAUGUUUUUUUUAUUUUGUUUAACCAUGCCAUGUUUUGUAAGACAAUCAUUUUGAAGAAUAACAUUUAACUUGUGAAAAUAUGUGUAUGAGAUGUAUUACAAGGUGAUGUUUUUUUAAACUUCGUCAACAUUGCAAGUGUCACUGGUCUCGUCUAUUCUGACUGCAGUGGAUAAUAUGGCGUCGGUGGAAAGUGUUUGAGUCUAGAAACUUGACAAUAGCGUAACUGUAUCUCUGACUGACCUAAGAGAAGACUGCAACUUCUAUUAAACGUAUAACUAUUUUUAAGCCAACAUGCCUCGGAAAAAGCCAUUCAGUACCAAACAGAAGAAGAAACAGAUGCAAGUAAAACGGGAAAGAAAGAGAGGUGAGCCAGGCUCAGGACCCAGCAGCCGUAACGCCAGCAUGGAGCGGGGGAUGGACAGGGAGAGACAGUCGGACACAUCGGACAGCGAGACCACUGAUGUCCGGAGGAUAAACCAGCAGCCCGGGGUCAGGGAAGGAAGAUAUGACCCCAAUAGGUUCCGUCUGCACUUUGAAAAGGAAAGCAAAGAGGAGGUAGAGAGGAGGAAGAAGCUGGCAAGAGAAACAGUUCUGGGACAGAUGUUAGACCAAGACCUGGAGGUUGACAUCAAUGACAUCUACCCCCCAGAGAAAGGUCUUGGUUUCCCACGGCGACCUCCAUGGAAUUAUGGGAUGAGUCGUGAAGAGCUGCUGAGAAAAGAAGAGAAGUCAUACCGAGAACAUCUGGCUGACCUGCACUCUAGAAACCCUCCUGGAUCCCUCAGCCACUUUGAGCACAACCUGGAGACGUGGAGACAGUUGUGGAGAGUGUUGGAGAUGUCCGAUGUGAUUCUCCUCAUUGUAGACAUCAGGCAUCCGGUGCUGCAGUUUCCCCCGGCGCUCUACCACUACAUCACUGAUGAGCUGCACAAGCAGGUGGUGGUAGUGCUCAAUAAGGCUGACCUGUGUCCCCCCCCACUGGUGCUGGCCUGGAGACACUACCUCCACACAAAGUUCCCCGGCCUCCACUGCACCUGCUUCACCUCACACCCCGGCCAGCCUUACAGCACAGUGCUCCAGAAGAAGAGAAUGAGGAAAAGGGGCACGUAUGGCUGGGGUCACGCUGGCGGCCCCACCCACAUCCUGAAGGCGUGUCAGGAAAUCACAGCAGGAAAAGUUGACCUGUCCAGUUGGGAGCAGAAAAUCCAGAGAGAUGCAGUUGCUAUGGGACCAGAGGGGGAGCAGUCCGAUGAAGGGGUGGAGUCUGUGCUGGUGGAGCACCAGAGUGACGUGGCCAUGGAGAUGAGCUGCCCCUCCCAGGAGCUGUAUAAAGAUGGCAUACUCACCCUGGGCUGUGUUGGCUUCCCUAAUGUUGGAAAGUCCUCGGUAUUGAACAGUCUGGUAGGAAGGAAGGUGGUGAGUGUGUCUCGAACUCCUGGCCACACAAAAUACUUCCAGACCUACUACCUCACGCCCACGGUCAAACUGUGUGACUGCCCUGGCCUGGUCUUCCCCUCACUAGUCAACAAACAACUCCAGAUUCUGGCCGGUAUCUACCCGGUGUCUCAGCUGCAGGAACCCUACAGUUCUGUGGGUUAUCUGUGUGAGCGGACCCCCUUCCUGACGGUGCUGAAGCUUCGGCACCCCAGCAUGACGGGCCCGCAGCACGCCCCCAGGGGAGGGGAGAAAGAGAGGGAGCAAGGCCCUGAGCACAGCUGGACAGCCUGGGACGUCUGUGAAGCGUGGGCUGAGAGGAGGGGCUAUAAGACAGCGAAGGCAGCUCGUAACGAUGUGUACCGGGCAGCUAACAGUCUGUUGCGGCUGGCUGUUGACGGCAGGCUGUGUCUGUGCCUCAGACCUCCUGGAUACAACGCUCAGAAAGCACAAUGGGAAUCCCACCCAGACUUGGCGGAAAUCAUUGCGCUACAGGGACGGGGCGAAGAGGAGGGGACAGAAGAGAAGGAUGAGGAAGAGGAGGGCGAGUCAAGCUCUGAGCCUGAGGAGGAGAGGGAUAGGGAUGCUGAUGAUGACGAGGAUGGUGAUGAUGAAGAUGAAGGGUUUGGACUGCCGGCAGCAAGGGAGAAGGGGAAGGGCCCGCCCAGCCUUACAGUCAACAUGUUUGAUGUCCUCCGGGAAAAUGAGUGCGAGUGAAGAAGAAAAGCAAUGGGAGGGAAGAAUAAAAAAAAAAAAGCGCUUUAUCUCUAUCUCACCACUCACUGUAUUUUCAUUCCUUUAACAUUCUGCCUCAACUCUGUUUCUCUACCCCCGUCAAUACAUCCAUACUGCUCUCUCUACCCCCGUCAAUACAUCCAUACUGCUCUCUCUACCCCCGUCAAUACAUCCAUACCGCUCUCUCUACCCCCGUCAAUACAUCCAUACCGCUCUCUCUACCCCCGUCAAUACAUCCAUACCGCUCUCUCUACCCCCGUCAAUACAUCCAUACCGCUCUCUCUACCCCCGUCAAUACAUCCAUACCGCUCUCUCUACCCCCGUCAAUACAUCCAUACCGCUCUCUCUACCCCCGUCAAUACAUCCAUACCGCUCUCUCUACCCCCGUCAAUACAUCCAUACCGCUCUCUCUACCCCCGUCAAUACAUCCAUACCGCUCUCUCUACCCCCGUCAAUACAUCCAUACCGCUCUCUCUACCCCCGUCAAUACAUCCAUACCGCUCUCUCUACCCCCGUCAAUACAUCCAUACCGCUCUCUCUACCCCCGUCAAUACAUCCAUACCGCUCUCUCUACCCCCGUCAAUACCAUCCAUACCGCUCUCUCUACCCCCGUCAAUACCAUCCAUACCGCUCUCUCUACCCCCGUCAAUACCAUCCAUACCGCUCUCUCUACCCCCGUCAAUACCAUCCAUACCGCUCUCUCUACCCCCGUCAAUACCAUCCAUACCGCUCUCUCUACCCCCGUCAAUACCAUCCAUACCGCUCUCUCUACCCCCGUCAAUACCAUCCAUACCGCUCUCUCUACCCCCGUCAAUACCAUCCAUACCGCUCUCUCUACCCCCGUCAAUACCAUCCAUACCGCUCUCUCUACCCCCGUCAAUACCAUCCAUACCGCUCUCUCUACCCCCGUCAAUACCAUCCAUACCGCUCUCUCUACCCCCGUCAAUACAUCCAUACCGCUCUCUCUACCCCCGUCAAUACAUCCAUACCGCUCUCUCUACCCCCGUCAAUACAUCCAUACCGCUCUCUCUACCCCCGUCAAUACAUCCAUACCGCUCUCUCUACACCCGUCAAUACCAAUACACCAGAGAUCAGACAAAUGCACGUGACAUCAUUCAGCAUGUCUGUCCAUUAUUUUGUGUGAAUUGUGCUAAAAUAAUGUAGUGCCUUAUAGGAUUCUACUAUGUCCAUUAAGGCUACGUCGUUGCAGCUGUUAGGGGCCACUGGAGGAUGUAAUUAGCCUGUAAGACCUCUGUCAUUUUCACUCCCUCAGCUUUUGGACACGCACGUGAAUACGGAAAUGAAGGGCCAAGGGACAUUUCAGAUUGAAAACAUUGUCCUGUCUCUAUGCUGUGCCUUAGCUCUGCUUGUAUGCACAUGGACAGGCAGCUCUACUAGGUUUUCUUUCUAUUUCUUCUAUCCUAGGUUUGCAUUUUUUUUAAAUCUGUUUACUGCAUGAAGACUUGUACUUUUAUUUAUCUUAAAGCUGGUAGGGGCAUUGUGCUGCAUUAUUCAUUGAUAUAUGACCUCACAGAGGAGAUGCCAAAGGUCAGAUAAGUUCAAGGUUAACCCUGCGAACGGGAAGGCUGGAACUGGGAGGGUUCUAGAUUGCACCUGGUUUUGGCAGGCAGCCAGUCUAAUCAGGGAUCAGACCCCUGGUGAUGUCAUACACCUGGGACUUCCAUUUGCAGUACAGAAAUAUAAAAUGACUGCCCUUCUGGUUCAUUCCACUGUACAUUACAGUAUGAAAAGACUAUGAAAUACAGAUUUCACUGGUAAUAAUGGUUCUGAAAUCCAUAGCUAUGGUUUUCCCCAGUCAGUCUACUGUUAGGGUCCACUAGGGGCUGUGUGUGUGCAGGACGCGCUUUACUGGACUGAAGCAAAGUCCUGCACACUGAGUCCCAAAGAACAGGAAUUAAAACCAUAUGAUUGGCUAUUUAGAAUCUAUUGUACUGCCCUAUUGGUCAGAUGGUGGAUGUAGUGUUCUAACUACAACGGAAAUGACAAAGCGGGCUCACUCAGUUGCAGAACUCUCAUACAACACUGAUUGACUGACAUAAAGAGCAUUGGGAGAGUUUGGCCACUGUAGUUUCAACUAAAAAGCACUGAUGUUCUGAGAUGUGAUCACACGGUUCCAAUAUUGACCGAUACAACGUUGCUGUUAAUCAUCCUAAAUUAUACCAGCUAAUCAAACUUAUUGAGUGGCUAGCUGAAGCGGUUUCCAGAUGAUGGAUGGUUGGAAUGAAGAGUGACAUCAACAUGGCAUCCAGCACUAACCCUGGUCAUAUAUCCUUCCUGUAUGGCUAUUAGAGUCUUAGUGCAGUGUUACAGUGCGCUGAAAUCUAUUGACUGUGCCUCAUUCAUCCUGUUCUCCUGUAUUACAUGUCAGUCUGCAAGGCCACUACAGCCCCAUGCUGUUAUCAUGUAUUAUGUCACAGUGGUCAUCAGACCUCCCGGGAACCCCCAUGCUGUUAUCAUGUAUGUGAUCCAUUCCUAGCACAAUGGAUGGAGUUGGGCAUCUCAUCAUCCGGCCCUUAAAUAUUUGUAUCCGGUGAGCUCGUUCAAAGCUGCAGUAAAACUGAAACAUCAUAGGAGAGGUUUAAGAACCGCUGAUCUUGAUAUACAGCAACCUGCUGUGGUCUGGUCUCUACCAAUGGUACUAUCAAUGGUGAACUUCUAUACGUGUGACUGAUCAGGACCGUGUCUGGAGCACAUGUAUAAGAUACAAGACAUAUUUGUUCCUGGUCAUUUGGAAAGUCCCUAAGACACAGCUCUAUGGUUUUUCAUAUGGAGAUAGUGUUCAUGCUUUUUUUGUUGAAUUCCUAAAAAUGACUUGAACAUGAGUGUUGUGGAGGGUGUGAGUGCUGCAUUCCUUAUGUAGUUCCUGGUAUGACCAGAUGACAACCAACUGGAAUUCUCUGCAAUAAAGAUAAUCCGUGGAACAGA